Hevea brasiliensis (rubber tree) is the source of this 896-nucleotide messenger RNA. RefSeq lists its product as uncharacterized. Lineage: Eukaryota; Viridiplantae; Streptophyta; Magnoliopsida; Malpighiales; Euphorbiaceae. Gene Ontology annotation, biological process: protein transport. The transcript is spliced from 6 exons. Bases 222 to 896 code for a protein of 224 amino acids. The record is from RefSeq and is a predicted model, not a curated record.
CAGACGACUCUUUCAUUGCGAAAAAUCGAUGGCAAAAGAGAUUCCGCGAAAUUUCGAUUCCUUGCGCUUCAAAUUCUCUGUUUAUUUUCCAAUUUAAGAUCUCUGAUAAUUAUUUCACGCAGAUCAGAAUCUCUUCUUCUCAUAUACAAAUCAAAAUUCCCUCUUUUCCAAUCUAUCAUUCGUCCAAAAAAAAAGAAAAAAACAGAGCCUAUUGAAGAGCUAUGCUUCACAAGAGCUUCAAGCCGGCGAAAUGCAAAACGGCUUUGAAGCUAGCGGCUUCGCGCAUAAAGUUAUUGAAGAAUAAGAGAGAUGCACAGGUGAAACAGCUGAAGAGGGAAUUGGCUCAAUUGCUGGAGACUGGCCAGGACCAGACUGCCAGAAUUCGGGUUGAGCAUGUGGUUCGGGAAGAGAAGACAAUGGCUGCAUAUGAUCUUAUUGAGAUAUACUGUGAACUUAUUGUAGCGCGCUUGCCAAUCAUUGAGUCGCAAAAAAAUUGUCCCAUUGACUUGAAGGAAGCAAUCGCAAGUGUAAUUUUUGCAUCUCCAAGAUGUGCGGAUAUACCUGAAUUGAUGGAUGUCCGGAAGCAUUUUACGGCAAAAUAUGGGAAAGAAUUUGUCUCUGCAUCUGUUGAACUACGUCCAGAUUGUGGUGUCAGCCGCCUGCUGGUGGAAAAACUGUCAGCCAAAUCACCUGAUGGUCCCACCAAAAUAAAAAUUCUGAGUGCCAUCGCUGAGGAACAUAAUGUUAAAUGGGAUCCUACAUCAUUUGGAGAGAAAGAUAUGAAGCCUCACGAGGACUUGCUGAAUGGACCAAAUACAUUUGAGCAGGCCAGUAAAAUGCAUGUAGAGGCUGCUAAUGUCCAAGAGCGACAAAUAGUUUUGACAAAGGCACCCUAA